Panonychus citri (citrus red mite) is the source of this 2517-nucleotide messenger RNA. RefSeq lists its product as uncharacterized. The record is from RefSeq and is a predicted model, not a curated record. The coding region runs from base 37 to 1995 and encodes 652 amino acids. Gene Ontology annotation, biological process: protein desumoylation. Gene Ontology annotation, molecular function: SUMO-specific endopeptidase activity. The transcript has 8 exons. Gene Ontology annotation, cellular component: cytoplasm; nucleus. Lineage: Eukaryota; Metazoa; Arthropoda; Arachnida; Trombidiformes; Tetranychidae.
UUGUUUCAAAUUCUCUUUUUUGUCUUUGUCAAUUUGAUGUCUCACAUGGACGGUCAACUUUUAACAGUUUACAAGAAUUCUGUCUACUUUGGUGUUCAUAAAUUCACCUGUAAAGAAGUCUGUUUAACCCCUAGAGGAAUUAAGUUCAUCCAAGUAUUAAGACUAGAAGAUUUCUCAUUUUCCGAUGUUGCCAUUCCACCAAAUGAUGUGCAACGAGCUUAUUUUGACAGUAAAACUGGUGACAAUUUGUCAACCCUGAUCACGGAAACUAUUCCUGAAUCUGGAAUUAAGAUAUGCAAAGCAUUACAGAUAAAACCUAAUCAAGCCCAUGAAAACACUCAAGAAGGAUCCAUUCGUGUUCUUGUUCAAUUUAGCGGACAAGGUGAAGAAAUUUACAAAAUAUUGGAUGAAUAUUUUUCGUGCUAUACUUUAUUGACUUGGAAACUUCAGAAAGUUUUAUCGCGAAGUGUCCAUAAAUACCUUGAUUUCUUAAACAAUCAUUCUCAACAAUCAUCAACACGAAAAACGAAUGUUUCAAGUCCAAAUUACGACAAUUCAGUGUUUAACAUGGAGGUUAAUCAAACUUUAUCAGUUCACAACGAUUCUGUCUACUUUGGUGUUCAUAGAUUCUCCUGUAAAGAAAUUUGUUUAAUCUCAGCUGGCAUUAAGUUUGUUCGAGUUUCCUCACCAGGAAGACCAGAUUUUGUUAUGACCAUUCCACCCAUUGAUAUACAACGAGCCUAUUUCGAUAAUAGAACCGAAUUGUUAACCUUGAUCGUAGAAACUGUUCCAAGUUCGAGUUUCAAAAUAUGCGAAGCAUUAAAAAUAAAAGCGAAUCAAUGUGAACUCAUGGAAGGAACCAUUCGUAUCGCAGUACAAUUGAAGGGAAAAAGUGAAGAAAUGCAGAAAAUAUUGGAAGAAUAUUUUGCCAUCUUUAAUUCUGUCACUUGGAAACUUGACAGAACCUUAUCUCUAAGUGUUCAUCAAUAUUUUGAUUUCUUAAACAAUUAUUCUCGACAACCAACAACAACAUCAUCAUCAACCUUUGGAUCACCUCUUGCAUCUAAAAAAAUUCCUGUUCAGAUUGGGCUCAAGACCGAAUCAAUAAUAUCAAAUUUAAAUGAAACGACAACUAUUACUUGGCGCAAAAUAAAUAGUGGUGCUGAAAAUGCCACUGAUCGUAACUUAACGAGCCCGAAUAGUGACUAUCAUUCCCCAGCCCGUCAAUCAGAUCUCGCUUGUUUGGAGGAAGGACAGUCUCUAAAUCAUACAGUCUUAGAUUUCUAUCUUAAAUACAUCGAAAAGGACGUGAUAGCUCCAAACAUUGCCGAAAGAAGUUACAUAUUUAGUCCAUUUUUCUACCAUAAGCUCACUCAUAGACUUCAAGCAAACGAGGUUGAAACUUUGGACUGUCAAACGCCUUCUGAUAGAUACUACAAUAGAGUAAAGAAUUGGACGAAAGAUAUUAACAUCUUCCAAAAAGACUUUCUAAUUAUUCCAGUUAACAAAAAGAACUGUCAUUGGUGCGUGGUAAUCAUAUGUUAUCCAAGAAAAGUUCCAUUCGUUGGCUCGAUUGAAAGGAAAAGAAAAAUACCAUGCAUGCUGAUCAUGGAUUCACUGCAAGGAAAUGAGUGUAGAAAGGGAUGUACGUCACCAAUCAGGCACUUUCUGAUCAAGGAAUGGGAAUCCAUGAAAAUGGCAAAGAAAAGUUUUAGUAAAAUUUCAAUUCCUGAUAUUUAUCUCAAGGUUCCUAAGCAAAACAAUGACUUUGACUCUGGACUUUAUGUACUACAAUAUAUUGAAAGUUUCUUGAGAGACCCUGAUGAUUUACUCGAAAGAAUCCACAAAGAUACUUCUAUUGAUCUUAGAGAUUGGUUCUCUCAGGCACUGAUCUCUUCUAAGCGACGAACACUUGAAAGUUUUAUCAAGCGAAAGCGAAAAUCAGGCGAGAAUAAGAAAAAUGAGUGUGAAACGAUGGAAACUGAUGAUAGUUGAUAAUUGAUUUUCUUCUAACUAAUUUCGGAUCAAUUGCACUCGAACAGAGUAUCAAAAUUUCAUCAAUCGGGGAAAUUUUCAUAAUUAACUCACUGACAAUUUUAGAAAAACCUUUGCACCAUUUAUAUUAACUUUCGUGUGAUAAUUUCGUACCAAUUGAUUAAGAUGAAUUAAUCAAUGAAGAUGGUUAAUCGAUAUCGUAAUUUAAUUAUAAUCUUGCUAUUUAAUUUUUACAGCAAAAGAAACAAUGAAAAAGUUAAUCUAAGAUAUUAAUCCACCAUUAAUUAAGAGCUAAACUGCUUACAAUUUCUAUUAAGUAUUCGGUACAAAAGUGAUUUACUUUGACACUUUCACAUGAACAAAACUGACCUUUUCAACUCAGUGUCUAAUUUAAAUUCGAUACAUUUUGUUAUUGACGAAAUAUUGAGAUGUUCCGUUCUAACUCUUUAUUAUUAAUAAAUUGAAUCGAUAUUUUGAACGUCGAUCUCUUCCGAUUUUUCUUCUUCAAAAAUCGAUUAGCUU